AGCCCGGGGGUGACAGCCGGUGCCAUCGGCGACAGGCAAACAGGAUGACUAAUGAGUGACAGCCAGGGAGGGGUGGAUGUGGCCGCCGGGAUCCCCACUCCUGCAGCAUGAGCAGUGCUGGUGACAAGGACCGGUCCCAGGGAAGGAAGCAUUGCCUGUCCCCGAGGAGCCAAGCAGGCAAGCGGCCAUGAGAAGACAGCGGCCAUGCCCACGGUGGGCUCUCUCUCCAUGGGAUGCAGGAAGUGUGUCCGUGUGAUACCGGCAGCAGAGCUGCUGGCUUAGUCCCUGUGGCUAUGGCUAGCCGGAUGGGGCCAAAUGCCACGGCCAGCCUGGAGAACCCCACCAUUCCAGAGCAGUCCACAGCACAGGAGGUGCUGGGCCUCCUCUGCAUGGUCCUGCUCACUAUCACGGCCCUAGUGGCCAAUGUGGUGGUGAUGGUGGUCAUCCUGAAGACCCCCCUCGUCCGCAAGUUCAUCUUCGUCUGCCACCUCUGCGUGGUUGACCUCCUCUCUGCCAUCUUCCUUAUGCCUUUGGGGAUCAUCUCCAGCUCCUCCUGCUUCGACAGGGUCAUCUACAGCAUCGCUGAGUGCCAGGCCUUGAUAUUCCUUAACGUCUGUUUCAUCAGCGCCUCCAUCCUCACAGUCUCCAUCAUCAGUGUUGAGCGGUACUACUACAUUGUCCACCCCCUGCGCUACGAGGUCAAGAUGACCAUCAGGCUGGCUGUGGCCGGGGUUAUCCUCAUUUGGGUCAAGUCUGUCCUCAUCACCAUCCUGGCACUGGUGGGCUGGCCUCAAGACAACGGGGCCACCAGCGCCAGCCGCUGUACGGUCUACUGGAGCCCUGGGGCCCACAAGAAGGCUUUUGUCAUCAUCUUUAGCAUCACCUGCUUCGUCCUGCCCACCAUUAUCAUCUUCGCCGUCUACUGCAGUGUCUACCGGGUGGCCCGGCUGGCAGCCCUACAGCACGCACCUGCCCCGGCGGCUGCCCCACGGCCCCGCUGCGACUCCAUUGCCAGCCAACUGACCAUCGUCACCAUGCGGAACCUGCCGCUGCUCCGGCUGGCAGCUGAGCGCUUUUUGGGAGGGAACAAGGCCAUCCUCACCUUGCUCCUCAUCGUGGGACAGUUCCUGUGCUGCUGGCUGCCCUUCUUUGCCUUCCACCUGCACUCCUCUGUGGGUGUCGCUGCGGAGGGCGGUGGGCACAGCGAGAUGGUGGUCACCUGGAUUGCCUACUCCUCCUUCGCCAUCAACCCCUUCUUCUAUGGGCUGCUUAACCGACAGAUCCGCCAGGAGCUGGCCCGGCUCUGGCGCAGUCUCCUCCACCGUCCGCUGGCCCAGGAGCUGUGCUUGGCCAUUUCUGAGGCCUCUGUCCAGGAAAACGUCCUGCAGUUCCUCCAGAGGGCUACCUGCACGCUGGAAACCCAUGCUGGGUGCAUCAGCCCCAGGAGCAGGCUGGAGCAGGGCAAGGGGGGCUGCCCCAUCCCGGGCCAGGUUCCCGAAGAGAGUGUCCAAGAGCAGAGCUCUGUGCCACUGUAGCUCUGGGACUCAUCCUCUUUGCUCCUGGUCCGCGUUUUGCCUCCUGUCCCAGUCUGUAUGCUGGAGGAAGGGCUCUUGGCAGCAUUUUGGGUGCUGUCAUUUCCAUUCUGCAUGCUGGGAACAUCUCUGGCUCCUGCAGCAUAUGGGACAUGGGAAGCUGAGGGGCUACAGCUUGGGGGACCAUCCCCCUGUGGGACUACUGCCAGGGUCACCCUGCACCCUCCCCAGCCCAGAUAACACCACUAACACCAUAACACCAGUGCCCGUGGUGCCCAGUACCUCCCCUCCUGAAAGUCAGGAUGCUGCUGGGAGGGAUGUCGUGCCCCUGGUCUCCAAAAAUAGGAAACCCCACUCCAGCAAUAGGGGCUGGGGAAAGGUGCCCAGGGCAGGGAG
Molecule: messenger RNA, 1928 nt
Organism: Meleagris gallopavo (turkey)
Lineage: Eukaryota; Metazoa; Chordata; Aves; Galliformes; Phasianidae
Gene: GPR62
Product: G protein-coupled receptor 62
Biological process (GO): G protein-coupled receptor signaling pathway
Cellular component (GO): endosome; plasma membrane; signaling receptor complex
Molecular function (GO): G protein-coupled receptor activity
Source: RefSeq, a predicted model, not a curated record